UUUUAUACUUUGCCUUAAUACUGAACUGUUUUACUAACUUGGUUUAGAUAAACUUACAAAUUAGUGAAUUCCUUUUGUAGUUAGUGGUUUGUCACAUGUCUGUUUUAUUUUUUGUUUUUGCAUUGCUGUGGGGUUUAUGUAAGUAACGCCUAGGUAAGUGCCACUUCCAAGUGGAAAUAUAAUGUACAUUACCCUAAAUAAAAUGCUAUACUGUAUGGUUUUCUCUAUAGCUAAUUGCUGACAUUGUUGCUUAGUUCUCUAUCAUGAUCUGCAGCAUGGUGUAUGCAGUCUACUACAGAUUUAUAUGCAGUAUGCUAAGCUAAUUAAGCCUCAGAGCAUAUUUGCAUACAAAACCAAUGUGGAUUCAUACACUCCACAGCAGCACAUGCACUAACUGUCCCUUGGGGGCCGUAUGUGCAUGGCUGGCCAGCCAUGUGGUGUUUUAGAUAAGAGGACACGUGUAGAAUGGAGGGCCGGAUAUCUGCUUAAAUACUUCAGGUUGCUUGUCAGAGAAUCGAUGCCCUGAUCCAUAACUGUGACUUUCAUUGCCCAAUAAUUUCAUUUGUAAAGCUUGUCAGAGUUAUGUGUUGUCUUGAUUCCCAACACAUAGAACGGGAAUACCAUAACUGAGAUGUAAUUAGGAAUCAUUUUUCUCAGAAUAGUAAGGCACAGUGAUACUGCGACCGCUUUUGGGUGGCAGGACACCCAGGUCAGUACUUAUUGCUUCCUAUCGUCAAGCCUAAUUACAGUUAAAUUAUGUAUUGGAUAAUCUAUCAGGCAUAAUGUAAACCGUGAGGGGUUUGUAUUCAGGAAUGAGGAGUCAUGGCCAAUAUUUGUGAUGUUGGACCCUGGGGGGAAGCUGAACAUGUCUGCCCUGCCCCCUACCAAAAACACUCUUUAUUCAUGUCAAAUUCACAUUGAACAAAAAUAAUUACAAAUUCAGCUGCGAACUGGGGAUUAUGCAGAUCAGGUCACAUGAUGCACAAUGUAAUUUUUGAGUGAUAUAGUCAAUUACAUGAAGAUGGUUAGUGCUGUGUUGGACCCUAAUUAGUGCAGUUGACUUUAAUGAAUUUCUAUAGUGUUAUCCUGUUACCAGGAAGAUUUCUAAUAACCAUUGGGCAACCUUAAAAUUGUGUGAUAAUUGACUGUAUGAAUAACCUCAUAUGACAACACAUUUUUAAAAUAUUAUGUGAAAUGCAUUUGUUAAUGAAUAGUGAAGGAUCCAGAUAUUUGAUAUCUCCAUGUGUCCAGUUAUUGUAAUGGGUGUGAAAGUUGUUUGUGCACAGGUGACAGGGUUUGUGAGGUAAGUGUUGGGCUAGACUGCUAUUAAAAUCCGACACUGAACAUUGGGGUUCCCCCACGGUAAAUAUUACCAAGGGUGAGAGUCCCUCACGAUGGUGUUUGUUGAGGGGGGGGGGUCCCAUGACAAUGAAUUUUGCGGCCCGGGAAAAGGGGCACAAUACAUUCUGCCAGCCCACAAAGCCAUUGGUUGACCGAGAAAAUGCUCAGUAUGCCAGAUGGCCAGUGCAGCCCUGGUGUUGAGCCCUCACGUGUUGUGUGAACCAGCUUGGUUUCUGUGGAUACACGCCCGGUGUGACACGAUGACACAAACAACGCACUUGGCUGGGUGUUUCGCUCCCUGACAAACACGGUCCUGGCCCCGCCCAUUACACGUCAACCCCCCCCCACUCCAGUUCUCAGGUGACCCCGGAGGAGCUUGGGCUCAGGUAUGCUGCUCCGGUGGGCGAGCCACGGCUGCCGUGCUUGCGUGAUGUAAUCAGACACCGCGCGCGGUAGGAAUGGGCCUGGUGUGAAGGAGCUUUAGCAAAGACGAGUUGAAAGCUUUCACCGACGGCAAGCAGUAUGAUUCUGGGAGCCCGUCUGCCGGUGUAUCUACUUACUGAAAGGGGCAUCGCGCGUGUGAUCUGUGCUGUGCAGCGGCCGUUUGUCGACACCAGAGCGCUCUUGGCCUCAAGUUCGAGAUAAGGGAGUGUGCUAAAGAGGAAACGGGAGGGUCGCCCUGUGUUUGGGGGAGCUGUGAGAGACAGGGUAGAGAGCUGGUCCUCGUCUUCCUGCCCCGUGAGCGAACCGCAGCACCUACAAAGGGGAAGCGAGACCUGCAGUCCACACGAAAGUCCCCUGAACUUUGGAGGCCUCAGGUUAAGGUGUAGUUACUCUGCUUGCAAUUAAACAUUUUGACCCAAACCGGGACACAAAAUUUACAUCCGUCUGGUGACGAGUCCCUUCAGCUUCUCUGGAAUAUGCGUGGUGGCUCCUAAAGAUAAAGUACAUCUGCUCUCUGGAUUGUUCUGAAGAAUUUGGGACCUCGGGCACGUUUCUGAAAGGCUGCUUUACACAUCCGGGCCCUCCAGUCAUAUCUGGCACAGAUCUGAAGCUCUUUGGGAUGAGACUGUAACACUCCGGAGCCCCAAAAACAUGACGGCGGCCGUUGGGAACAGCGAACUUGCCUUUGAGUUUGUCAGUGGUUGUAUAGACAGUGUGCAGCAGCUGAGUGACCCCUCGGUGUUCCCGGCUGUUAUCGUCGAGGAGGUCCCCAACUCCCAUCUGCUUAGCUACUCGGACUUAACCUGCGAGCAGCCAGCAUCAGGGGGCCUCGAUCCAGCUGUGGGGGCAGAGGACCCCGGGGUUCAUGGAGGGGGUGUGACUUUCACAGUGGGAAACAGUGAUGAGACCAUGGAACCUAUAGAAGGAGCAGAGGCCCUGCUGAGAAUGGACUCCUCCAGGGGACUUUUCGAUGAGGAGCACAUGGCUCACCCAUUCGCACUGUGCAGCAGUGGGGUCGCGGCCGCUGUGAAGUCGCCCCGCGGUGCGGGUGGCAAGGUUGGGCAAAGCGCUGUGGCCAGAGCGGCCACCCAGCAGCCCGGGAGGAAAAAAGGGAGGCGACCCCGACAGCCCCGGCCUGAGUCACCGACACCAGAGCUCCAAAUAAAGAAGCGCAACAAAGAUGGCAGAGGAAAUACUCUCUAUCUCUGGGAGUUUCUGAUGGCCCUGCUGCAGGACCGGUCCACAUGCCCACGGUACAUUAAAUGGACCCACAGGGAGAAGGGCAUCUUCAAGCUUGUGGACUCCAAGGCGGUGUCACGUCUUUGGGGGAGACACAAGAAUAAACCUGACAUGAAUUAUGAAAGUAUGGGCAGAGCUUUAAGAUAUUACUACCAGCGUGGGAUCUUGGCCAAGGUGGAGGGCCAGAGGCUGGUCUAUCAGUUUACAGAGAUGCCGAAGAAUCUGGUGUGGAUUGAUGAUGAGGAGCAGUCUGACGGCAGCCGGCUGGUGGAUGUGAAAACAUUUCCUGAGAGCCCCAUCCAGACACCACCAGUUCCUAAGUCAUCCAGUAAGAGUGACACACAGAAAACCAGAGUCAAGGGACCCAGAGCAAAGCUGAAGUGUGUGCCCGCUAAUGCAAGUGACCGGGUGCUGGACCUCCAGCAAGCAGGAGAUGGACAGGCAGGCCGACCCCUGGGGCUGAUUCAGCAGCACCACCUGCCUAUCGUGUCUGCCGAGAUGAUGAGGACGCUGCAGAACAUCCAGUCAGUGCAGCCAGGACAAAACGGCUCUGUGUUUAGGACUGUGCAGCUGCUGGAGAGCUUGCAGUACGCCCAAGAGAGAGAUGUUGAUUGUGGCAACCUCCAGGGGGAGACAGUGCAACCAGUGAACUUCUUAGCCAGUCAAGCACAAUUACCAAUGGUUUUGUCGACAGAAAACCAGCCAAUCCAGACACUGACACUGCAGACCGUUCCAAGAAUAGUCCUGGCCAAUCAGGAUGAGUCUGGGGGCUUGGCCACAUCUCCUAGCUUUUUUCUACAGACGUAUCCCUCCCUGCAGCCAGUUGCAGUUAUAAUGGAGAACAUCACCUCAGACGACCACUCAAAGAGCCAGGAAAAGAGUGUGCUGUCCACAUCCCUACCGCUGGCAGGAGGGGUUUCUCUGACCGCGUUCAUCGGUGGCCAGCAGCUGGCUUCCCAAACCUCGGGCACCGCCAUAACCUCGGUCAUCUCUGCCCUAGAAGACAGACCAACUGAAAAACUGGAGAUGGAGGACACAGAGUCAGAAAGGCAGAUGGGAAUGAAGUCAGAGACCCCUGGGGUAGUCGUCCUCAGUGAUGCCUGGGUUGGUUUGGAGGGCAGCAAACAGGACCCAGCAUGAUGAACAGAUUUCCUUGAGCAAUGGCUGCCAUUGAGUAAAUUGCCCACAUUAUGUUCACUGCAAUUAACUGGCACCUCACCCAGGGUGCCCCCCAACCUGGCACCCGCAUUCCUCUGCAACUCUGACCAGGACAGCAAUCCAAGUGGUAGACUGGCAUGGUCAGCUGAACCGUGCACCGAGACUGUGAAUUUGACAGAGGAUUUGCAGGAACAUGGUGGUUUCAGUAUGAUACGAGCCCCUUAUCUGCCUAGCAGGGCAGAGUGUUCUUCUGUUUCCUGGACAUCAGAAAGCUCCCAAAAUAACUGUAGAAAUGUAACUCGCUACCUGAGCUGCUGGUGGACCUUUGUAUGUUUGGAUUUCCUUCCCAUAGCCCAACAACAGCAGUUGCCUGUAAUGCCCAAUUUACUCUUUGCUUGACUAUAUUCUGAAAAUGGAUGGAACAUUCUGGCAUUUGGUCGGGAGAAAGACUGUCUGCUUUUAAUGGUACCACUUACCCUGACUGUGUUUUGGACUAUGAGGGAGCCUAAUUUGCUUACACCAAUGCACAUGUCAAUCUGAAUCUUAUGUAUUUUUAUUUUUAAAAUAUGCAUUAAGUAUUAAAUUCAGCUUUUAUGCAUACAACUGAUACAAGCAUUACAUACUGCUGAACUUCCUACGUGUUUUAAUGAAAAAUAUUUUCUCAUUGUGUUGUUUAAAUUUGUACUAAUGUACUUUUUGAUAAAAUUAUAAAAUUGAAGAUCAGAUGUUAGUAAAAGCCUUGUGCAUAUAUUUUGAAACACUGUAGAUAAUGUGAAAUAUAUUACUGCAUAUUGUAUUUUAUAAAUAUGAAAUGUUUUACAAUUUUUUAUAGCAGUCAUUGAGGAAAUAUUAGUUUUGUGAAAUACAUUCUGAAGUGUAUAAAACUCUUUGUUGGUUUAGUUUUCAAGCAAAUAAAAAUAAAUGUGAAAAACCUU
This is a messenger RNA of Paramormyrops kingsleyae, 5117 nucleotides long. RefSeq names its product ETS-related transcription factor Elf-1-like. Gene Ontology annotation, biological process: regulation of transcription by RNA polymerase II; cell differentiation. Gene Ontology annotation, cellular component: nucleus. Lineage: Eukaryota; Metazoa; Chordata; Actinopteri; Osteoglossiformes; Mormyridae. The record is from RefSeq and is a predicted model, not a curated record. Gene Ontology annotation, molecular function: DNA-binding transcription factor activity, RNA polymerase II-specific; sequence-specific DNA binding.